Molecule: messenger RNA, 1542 nt
Organism: Morus notabilis
Lineage: Eukaryota; Viridiplantae; Streptophyta; Magnoliopsida; Rosales; Moraceae
Product: cytochrome P450 704C1
Exons: 5
Coding region: 1-1542 (513 amino acids)
Molecular function (GO): heme binding; iron ion binding; monooxygenase activity
Source: RefSeq, a predicted model, not a curated record
AUGGAUUUCCUUUACACCAUCUUCACCCUCAUCUUUAUUUCAUUACUUUUCCUUGUUUUAAGCUUCUGUUAUCUCAUCAUCAGUAUUUUCAUAGGCAAGUCCAUCAAUGACCCUUCAUACCCUCCUGUGAAAGGCACUAUUUUCCAUCAACUCUUCCACUUCAACAAGCUCUACGACUACUACAUCCAUUUCGCCACCGUGUGUCCGACCUUCCGAAUGCUCGUUCCUCAACACAGCGAGAUUUACACGACUGAACCGCGUAACAUAGAACAUAUUCUCAAAACCAACUUCAGUAACUACUCAAAAGGUGAGUAUGAACAAGAAAUAAUGAUUGAUUUCUUCGGCCAAGGGAUAUUUGCGGUCAACGGAGAACCCUGGAGGCAGCAAAGGAAGCUCGCGAGCUUCGAGUUUUCCACCAGAGUUGUUAGAGAUUUCAGCUGUGAAGUGUUCAGAAGAAACGCUUCCAGAUUGGUGAGAGCUGUUUCCGGGAUUUCGGCUUCGGGUCGGGUUUUCGACAUGCAAGAUUUGCUAAUGAGAUCUACCUUGGAUUCCAUAUUCAAAGUUGGUUUUGGGGUACAGUUGAAUUGCUUGGAGGGAUCAACUAAAGAAGGGACUGAAUUUAUGAAGGCCUUUGACGAGACAAAUGCUCUGAUAUCCUGGCGCUACGUGGAUCCAUUCUGGAAAUUGAAGAAAAUUUUCAACAUUGGUUCUGAAGCCUCCUUGAAGAAGAAUGUAAAAGUCAUUGAUCGGUUUGUGAACCAAGUUAUCAGCAAAAAGAGGGAACUAUUAGUAGAACGACACGAUUGCAAUGACAAGGAGGACAUACUUUCAAGGUUUCUAAUGGAGAGUGAGAAGAAUCCUGAGCAAAUGAAUGAUCAAUAUCUGAGAGAUAUUAUUCUCAAUUUUAUCUCAGCUGGCAAAGAUACUAGUGCAAUUACACUCUCGUGGUUUUUCUAUAUGCUGUGCAAGAACCCCUUAGUACAGGAAAAGAUUGUACAAGAAAUAAGAGAUGCCAUCGGUGACAAAGCCAAAGACAACGAAUCCAGUAUCGAUGAUUUCGUAGCAGCUAUAAGUGAUGAAGUCCUUGAGCGAAUGCAUUAUCUUCAUGCAUCAUUGACAGAGACCUUGAGGCUAUACCCUGCAGUCCCCGUGGAUGGUAGAUUUGCAGAUGCAGAUGAUACUCUUCCUGAUGGCUUUAGAGUCAAAAAAGGAGAUGCAGUAUAUUACAUGUCCUAUGCAAUGGGUAGAAUGCCUUAUAUUUGGGGAGAAGAUGCGCAAGAUUUCCGACCUGAAAGAUGGCUCAAGGAUGGAAUUUUUCAACCCGAAUCACCAUUCAAGUUCAUAGCAUUUCACGCGGGCCCUCGGAUCUGUCUUGGGAAGGACUUUGCAUACCGGCAGAUGAAGAUUCUAUCAAUUGCCCUCCUUCGCUUCUUCCGCUUUAAAUUAGCCGAUGACUCAAAACCGGCAAAUUAUAGAAUCAUGCUCACCCUUCACAUUGAUGGUGAACUCCCUCUCUGUGCAGUCUCAAGAACAGCGUCAUAA